GAGAUGCCACAAGUUUGGAACCAGUUUGGCAUGGUCGUGCGAUCUACGUGGCGGCACUUGGUGUUGCUGGCACUCUUUGUCUUCCAUGGCAGCGUUGCGGAUACCGUCCAUUCGACAUUGAAUGAUGGAGAACAAGGGACAUGCUCGUUGGAGGAUGCCGCAUGCAAGCAACUGUCACUUCCCCUUGAUCUCAUCGUCGGUGUUGGGUGCAAGCCCAAGAAGCUUGACUACGUGUCAAAGGCCAAGAACAGCAAUACGGCGGAAAACUGUGGCGAGGACGCGUAUUAUGUUGUUGGAGACAGCAGUUUGCUGCGGUAUGCUAGCGUGGGGGUUGCAGAUGGCGUUGGCGGGUGGCAAGAGAACGGAGUCGAUCCAUCGGCGUUUUCGUUUGCGCUCGUCGACGGCGCCAAAGAAUCGUUCUCACGAGUGACGGCAUCUAAGGAACAGCCUCAUCCUCGAAACAUGAUGGAAGAUGCAUUCGUCCACGUCAAGGCUGGUGGCGACAAAAACCCUGGAGGGUCCACCGCGGUGUUUCUCGUCCUCGAUAAGCUCUCCAAGAGCUUGGAGACGGCAAAUUUGGGGGAUUCUGGAUACAUCGUCAUUCGGAAUGGAGCCAAGCACUUCCGAAGUGUCGAGCAGACUUGGGCUUUCAACGCGCCCUAUCAGCUGUCCUUGUAUCCGUCGUGGAUGCGAAACGGGGGCGACCACUACCUUCCCAAGGACGCGUUCACCACCAAGCACACGAUGCAGCAUGGGGACAUUGUCAUCGUGGGGUCAGAUGGACUGUUUGACAACGUAUUCGAUGAAGAGAUCCUCACUGAAACAGACAAGUUUCUUGGCCACGUGCUGAAGGCGCAUCCAGACUUCGCAAACCACCUCAAGUCGAGCAACGUGAACGCGCUUCAACCCGAGGUCGUAUCGGCGCUCAAGAAGGCCAUGAUGGACUUGUCGUACUCGCUGACGUUAAUGGCGAACACAUUUGCACAUGACAAGUCCCGCGAGUCCCCGUUCUCCAAGCUUGCAAAGGAAGGCUACGGGUAUCAGUUUCAAGGCGGCAAAGUGGACGACACGACGGUGCUUGCCGUGUACAUCCAUGCGAAAGCCCACGACUGAGUCGGUCGCACGCAUUACCGCGCCGACAUCGCAUGAGAUGCUAACUAUUUCUCGCUGGAAAGAUUGGCGUUGUGCGCUGCUGUCCCUGGGGUCGUCGGCAGGAAUCCUCUGCCGUCGUUCGUGUCGGAAUAAAAUUGUCUGGUCGGCAAAUUAUUAUUUUGCAUU
This is a messenger RNA of Aphanomyces invadans, 1278 nucleotides long. RefSeq lists its product as hypothetical. The transcript has a single exon. Lineage: Eukaryota; Oomycota; Saprolegniomycetes; Saprolegniales; Verrucalvaceae. The record is from RefSeq and is a predicted model, not a curated record. Bases 4 to 1113 code for a protein of 369 amino acids.